Molecule: messenger RNA, 1444 nt
Organism: Echinops telfairi (small Madagascar hedgehog)
Lineage: Eukaryota; Metazoa; Chordata; Mammalia; Afrosoricida; Tenrecidae
Gene: GMEB1
Product: glucocorticoid modulatory element binding protein 1
Exons: 7
Biological process (GO): positive regulation of transcription by RNA polymerase II
Cellular component (GO): nucleus
Molecular function (GO): DNA-binding transcription activator activity, RNA polymerase II-specific; RNA polymerase II cis-regulatory region sequence-specific DNA binding
Source: RefSeq, a predicted model, not a curated record
CAUGAUUUAUGUAGUUUGUUUAUCGAUGGACACUUUUACAACAGGAUUUAUGAAGCUGGGUCGGAGAACAACACAGCAGUUGUGGCCGUAGAAACUCACACGAUACACAAAAUUGAUGAAGGGAUUGAUGCAAGUACUAUAGAAGCUAAUGAGGAUAUGGAAAUUGCUUAUCCCAUAACUUGUGGAGAGAGCAAAGCCAUUCUUCUUUGGAAGAAGUUUGUAUGUCCAGGAAUAAAUGUGAAAUGUGUUAAGUUCAAUGAUCAAUUAAUCAGUCCCAAGCAUUUUGUUCAUCUGGCUGGCAAAUCCACCCUGAAGGACUGGAAGAGAGCCAUUCGUCUGGGUGGAAUCAUGCUCAGGAAAAUGAUGGACUCUGGACAGAUUGAUUUCUACCAGCAUGACAAGGUUUGCUCCAAUACCUGCAGAAGCACCAAAUUUGAUCUUCUGAUCAGCAGCGCCAGAGCUCCGGUGCCAGGACAGCAGACAAGUGUGGUACAGACACCCACUUCGGCUGAUGGUAGGGGAAUGCUGAAGGAUGUCAAAGAGGACACUUUGAUGUUCUGGAAAGGAAUAGCUGACGUAGGACUGAUGGAAGAGGUCGUCUGCAAUAUACAAAAGGAAAUAGAGGAGCUACUCAGGGGAGUUCAGCAGCGGCUCAUCCAGGCACCAUUCCAGGUGACAGACUUGGAGCGCCAGUUGGAAGAGCAGAAGAAGCAAGCUCAGGAUCACAGACUAAAAUCGCAGACGGUUCAGAAUGUGCUACUGAUGCCUGUGAGCACUCCUAAACCUCCCAAAAGGCCCAGGCUACAGCGGCCAGCUUCUACCACCGUCCUGAGCCCUUCGCCUCCUGUCCAGCAGCCUCAGUUCACAGUCAUCUCACCCAUCACCAUCACCCCAGUGGGUCAGUCAUUUUCCAUGGGUAAUAUUCCAGUGGCCACCCUCAGCCAGGGUUCCAGCCCUGUGACUGUCCACACACUGCCUUCUGGCCCUCAGCUCUUUCGCUAUGCCACCGUGGUCUCCUCUGCCAAGAGCAACUCACCAGACACAGUCACCAUCCACCCUUCGUCGAGCUUAGCACUGCUAAGUUCCACCGCCAUGCAGGAUGGUGGCACCCUGGGUAACAUGGCCACCAUGGUGAGCCCUGUGGAGUUGGUGGCCAUGGAGUCUGGCCUGACCUCGGCAAUCCAGGCUGUGGAAAGCACCUCGGAGGAUGGGCAGACCAUCAUUGAGAUUGACCCUGCCCCAGACCCGGAGGCCGAAGACAAUGAGGGCAAAGCGGUCAUCUUGGAGACAGAACUGAGGACUGAGGAGAAAGUUGUGGCUGAGAUGGAAGAACACCAGCAUCAAGUCCACAAUGUUGAGAUUGUGGUUUUGGAGGAUUAACUGGGGAGACUGGGGCCAGGAAAUAUGUUUUUUGUUUUAAAUUUUAAUUAUUUGUUUAUUUUUA